AUGGCACGUUCCAGAUCAAGGUCGAGGGAUCGGAGCAGUCGAAAAGAGAGUAAGAGCAAAAAGAAGGACCGAGAUAGGUCGAGAGAACGUGAAAGAAAGCGAAGUAGAAGUAGAUCUCCUAGGCGGGAUCGAUCAAGAGAACGACGAAGGGAAAGAGAACGUUCGAGAGAAAGAGAUCGAGAUAGAGAACGGGAUCGGGAUAGAGAAAGAGCUAGAGAUGAUCGAAAGAAAGAGCCAAAAGUGGCGACUUUUGAAGUUGAAGAAACAAAUAAUGAUGUUGAUGAUAUUGUUGGAAUGAAAAGUAUGGAUUUAGAUAAACUUAUGGAUGCAAGAAGAAGAAAUGUUGAAUUAUGGAGAGCAAAAAGAAAAAAGGAUGAGUUGGAUCAACAAUAUGAAGAGAAAGAACAGAAGAAAAAGACAUGGAAUUUAGAAGAUGAAGAUGAUGAUGAUCUCGAUCUUCCAGCUGAAACAAAUGGAAAUGGUACAACUGAAACUUUAAAUGCUCCUCCGCCAAAAAUUGAGACAAAAAUGGAAGUUGAAGACGAUGAUGAGGAAGAUCCUUUAGAUGCAUUUAUGGCUGGAUUAUCUAAAAAAUCGAAGGAAAAAUCGCGAGGAAUUGUAACAAUUAUAGAAGAACCAAAAGAAAAAGAUAUCCAAGAAAAAGGAGUUGUUCUAGAAAAUGAAGAUAAUACUGAUAUUGUUAUCGAUGAUUUUGAUAUUGAAACUGCAGCUGCUUCACUUUGUCAUAAAGGAAGAAUGUUAGCAGCGACUGAUCAUAAUAAAAUCUAUUAUCGAAAGUUUAGAAAGAACUUUUAUAUUGAGACAGAAGAGAUUAAAAAUAUGACAAAAGCUGAGGUGAAAGCAUAUCGCGAAGAAUUGGAUAGUAUUACUGUAAAAGGAGUCGAUUGUCCGAAACCAAUUCGAACUUGGGCACAAUGUGGAUUGAAUUUGAAAAUGAUGAAUGUUUUGAAAAAGUAUGCAUUUUUUCUUGAUUUAAAAUUGAAUAUUUUAUUAUUUCAGACAUUCCUAUAUAAAACCAACAUCAAUUCAAGCACAAGCAAUUCCAUGUAUUAUGUCUGGUCGAGAUGUUAUUGGAAUCGCAAAAACUGGAAGUGGAAAAACAUUAGCAUUUCUACUCCCGAUGUUUAGACAUAUUUUAGAUCAACCAGAAUUGGAAGAAGGCGAUGGUCCGAUUGCAGUUGUAAUGGCACCAACGAGAGAAUUGGCAAUGCAAACAUGGAAAGAGGCUAACAAAUUUGCAAAGGUAUAAAUUAUUGAAAUUCAUGGAUUCACAAUUGUAAUUUUCGAAUUAUACUUGAGUUUUCAGACCACGUUGUGAAGUAUUAGAAAAUACUUUUUUCCAGCAAACUAAUAUUUUUGCAGGUUUUGGGUCUUCGAGUAGUUUGUGUUUACGGAGGUGUUGGAAUUUCAGAACAAAUUGCCGAUUUGAAAAGAGGAGCUGAAAUCAUUGUGUGCACGCCUGGAAGAAUGAUUGAUAUGUUGGCAGCUAAUAGUGGUAAGUUUCAAAUAACAGGGAUUUUUUUUUGAAACAGUAAAUCUAGAUUUAGUAAGCCCCUUACUUUUUAAUUUCCCACCUAUCUCUAAAAUCAAAUUUAAAAUUUUUUAAGGAAAAGUUACAAAUCUGCGACGUGUCACUUAUUUGGUUCUUGAUGAAGCUGAUCGAAUGUUCGAUAUGGGUUUCGAACCGCAAGUUAUGAAAGUCGUCAAUAAUAUUCGACCCGACAAACAAACCAUUUUAUUCUCCGCAACUUUUCCGAAACAAAUGGAAGCUUUGGCGAGAAAGAUUCUGGAUAAACCAGUUGAGAUUUUAGUCGGCGGGAAAAGUGUUGUUUGUUCGGAUGUUACUCAAAAUGCCACAAUUCUUAGUGAACAUCAGAAAUUGUUGAAACUUUUGGAAUUACUUGGAAUUUACUAUGAGCAAGGUUCGGCAAUCAUUUUUGUUGAUAAACAAGAAAAGGCUGAUGAAAUUGUUGAUAGUUUGAUUAAAACUGGAUAUACAUCUGUGGCUCCGUUGCAUGGUGGAAUUGAUCAAUUUGAUAGAGAUGCUACAAUUACUGAUUUCAAAACUGGAGUUAUCAGAGUUUUAGUAAGUCGAUAAUUUUUCAUUUUCCCACUUCAAUUCAAUUUUUGUUUAAUUUCAGGUCGCAACCUCUGUCGCUGCUCGUGGACUUGAUGUCAAAAAUCUGAUUCUUGUUGUCAAUUACGAUUGUCCAAAUCAUUAUGAAGAUUAUGUUCAUCGAGUUGGAAGAACUGGAAGAGCUGGGAGAAAAGGUUAUGCUUACACAUUCAUUCUACCAGAACACCAAGAAAAAAUGGCCGGUGAAGUUUGUCGAGCUUUUGAAACUGCUGGAUGUAAAGCACCGCCUGAAUUGAAAGCAAUGUUUGAAAGAUUUAAAAAGGAAAUGGAAGCUGAAGGAAAAGAAGUGAAAUUAGGUGGAAAAGGAUUUUCUGGAAGUGGAUAUAAAUAUGAUGAAGAUGAAGCUGAAGCGGAUGCGAAUAAGAAGAAAUUGGCUAGAUUGGUGAGAUAUUUUGAAUAACUUUGAAGAUUGAUUUCACAAAAAAAUUUGAAGGUUAAAUUCUAUCCAAAACUAUAUUCUCAUUGAAAUCAGUUAAUUUUUGCAUUUAAAAAAACUUAUACAAAAAUUGGACGUCUCUGAAAAAAUUAGUUCACAAUUUUUUUUACAAAAAUUUCAAAGUUCAAAUUUUUCUAGGUGCACGGCAUGGAAAACGGAGGUGACGAUGAUGAUGAUCUCGAUGAACAACUCAAUAAUAUGAUAAAAACAAAACGGCGAACUGUAACUGGAAAAAUGAUGGGAGGACAAAAUGCAGAAGGAAAGAGAAUGAGCGAAAAAACGGCGGAUAAAAUAGCAUUGGCCAAAGAACGUGCUGAACAAUUGCAAUCGAAGUUGAUGACUGCUAAAAUUGUGGCUGUUGAAAAAGAUAAUGCACAAAAAACGGCUGAAGCUGUUAUGAGAGUAAGUUCGGGAAUUUUUCGGGGACAAAUAGGAGUUCGAAAAAAGAAAUGAUGAAAGUUUUCACUAAGCAAUUCUUUAAAAAAUUUGAGCAAAGAAAACACAAAUAUCAAAAAAACUUUGUAUUUUUUCUAAACCUGAAAGAUUGCGACAAAAAUAAUUGUUGAGAAUUUUCAGCCGAUAAAAAAACAAAUUCUUGAUUUUCUCAACAAAAAAUCGAUUGUUUCCAGGGUGGCGAAAUCGCUCCGGCUGAAGUCUCAAAAGCAAUGAUCGCCAAACAAAUGGCAGACAAAUUGAAUGAAAAACUGAAUUAUGUUGGAGACCAAGUUGCGCCGGUUAAAGAAAAAGAAGAGGAAUGGGAAUAUUUUGAGGAAGAAUGGGAUAUUAAUGAUUUCCCGCAACAAGUUCGAUAUAAAAUUUGCAGUCGGGUGAGUCCUUUUCUCAUUUUUUUUUUUGAAUUUUAUAUAUCAUUUCUAUUGAUGUUUUUAGGAAUCUGUUGGACACAUUGCGGAAUUCGCGGAUGUUGGAAUAAGUGUACGUGGAAAACAUAUUCCAAAUGGGCAGAAAAUCAAAGGAGAUGAUCGAAGACUUCAUCUUUUGAUUGAGGCAAGAUCGGAGAGAAAUUUGAAAGUUGCGAAAGAAGAAAUUGUUCGUAUUUUGAAAGAGGCUUUCAGACAAUUGGUGAGUUUUUUUUGGGGCGGAAAAUUGGAGAAGGGUUUAUAAAUUUUGGUACAAAUAUUUUUCGAGCUAUAAUUGCAUAGUUUGCUCGUGGAAAAAUUCGUAAAAUUUCCAACUAAUCAUGUGAAUUUUUCCAAAUACCCUAAUCGUUAUUUUUCCAGACUGCACAAAUUUCACGAGGAGGACCGCAAGCCAGAUACAAAGUUUGA
Caenorhabditis angaria is the source of this 3880-nucleotide messenger RNA. NCBI's taxonomy places the organism in Eukaryota, Metazoa, Nematoda, Chromadorea, Rhabditida, Rhabditidae. The record is from the annotation of a GenBank genome assembly.